This is a messenger RNA of Torulaspora delbrueckii, 462 nucleotides long. RefSeq names its product cytosine deaminase (gene FCY1). Gene Ontology annotation, molecular function: diaminohydroxyphosphoribosylaminopyrimidine deaminase activity; zinc ion binding. Lineage: Eukaryota; Fungi; Ascomycota; Saccharomycetes; Saccharomycetales; Saccharomycetaceae. Gene Ontology annotation, cellular component: nucleus; cytoplasm. The coding region runs from base 1 to 462 and encodes 153 amino acids. The transcript has a single exon. The record is from RefSeq and is a predicted model, not a curated record.
AUGUCGAACCAAUGGGACAAGAUCGGUAUGGACGUGGCUUAUGAAGAGGCUGCAAAAGGUUUCGCUCAGGGUGGUGUGCCAAUUGGUGGUUGUUUGAUCAAUAACAAAGAUGGCACAAUCCUUGGCCGUGGGCAUAAUAUGAGAUUUCAAAAAGGUUCCGCUACUUUACACGGUGAAAUUUCCACUUUAGAAAACUGUGGUAGAUUACCUGGGAAAGUCUACAAGGACACUACUCUAUACACCACUUUAUCGCCAUGCGAUAUGUGCACUGGUGCUAUCAUCAUGUAUGGUAUUCCCCGUUGCGUAGUGGGUGAAAAUGUUAACUUUAAAAGUCCCGGUGAACAAUAUCUUCAAUCCCGUGGUCAUGAAGUUGUUGUUGUUGACGAUGAGAGGUGCAAGGCUAUCAUGAAGAAGUUUAUUGACGAGAGACCUCAGGAUUGGUUCGAAGAUAUUGGCGAGUAA